AUGCGCUGGUGGAAGCGCUCCUCCUCCCCUUCCCGCUCCGCCUCCUCAUCCUCAGCAUCCACGCCCGCUUCCCCCGCCCGCGCCGCCACCCCCCGUCUCAUCGUCGGUUGGGGCAGCGGCGCUAGCUCCCGCCGCGAUGGCAGCGGGGGCAGCAGCGAACCGCAGCCGCGGCUGAUCAGAGCGCGGCGGGUGCGCUAUGUCGUCGAUGACCUCGCGGUCGGGGUCUCCGCGCUCGGCGUGGACUCUCCGGCGAGGAGGGACGCGGCGGCGGGGUUUGCGCUUGCGACCGUGAGCUCCACACCGAUCUCGAGGUCUCCGAGUAACAUGGAGGUGGCGCCGGUGAGAUCCUCGUCGACCCCCGUGCUGCUGCCGCGUCCGCUGCCCCUUCCAGGCGAGGGGGAAUCGCCGUGCCGCGGGCCCUGGAGGCCGCUUCCGUCACCGGCGCCAAAGAUGCUCGACGGGGAGUGGAACGGGCCUGCAGCGGACGCUCCCGGGGUUUUAGAGACUGGGAGCGAAAGGAUGACGCCGUUACUCGCACGGAGAGUGGUGGCCCAAACUCUACCAAAGGCUCAUGAGCACAACGACUUUCGGUUAAAUGGGACUACCUGUUGUCAGCGGAGAAAGGCUUUUAAAGAGAAGUUUCAGGAUAAGAACUGUGCUGAAACUUUGAACUUCAGAUUGAACAUUCCUGCUAAAAGUGCUCCAAGCAGUGGGUUUUCAAGCCCUGUACAAAGUCCUCGAAGACUGAGUAACGUAGACUUCUCAUCUGCUGCAAUCGCUAUCCAAGAUACCAAUGUAUGGUCAGCACGGUCUCUCUGGUCUUCUGAUGCAAUGGGAUCUUCACCUCCUUUUGAUUCACCUGACAAGUUUGCGGGUGGUCAGGAGCGUUCUCCUCUCUCUAGUCCACUGAGAAGUCCGGUUUUAAGAUCAAGAAACCCAAGUGCACCUCCAUCACCAAUGCAUCCGAAGUUGUUCCCGGAGAACCAUGUUUCUCGUCCUGAUGGCAAUGGAAGUGCCAGUUUUCACCCAUUACCGCUUCCUCCUGCUUCUGUAAGCCCAAAGCAGACAAAUGUUAGCCACCAGUUAGUUCCAAAAGCUGAGAUGCCUUCAGUGGCUGGUCAAUGGCAGAAAGGAAAACUCUUAGGUAGUGGCACAUUUGGAUGCGUGUAUGAGGCCACCAAUAGGCACACUGGAGCUCUUUGUGCCAUGAAAGAGGUCAAUAUAAUUCCAGACGAUGCUAAAUCAGCCGAGUCUCUGAAGCAAUUGGAACAGGAAAUUAAGUUUCUUAGUCAAUUUAAGCAUGAAAAUAUUGUGCAGUACUAUGGCAGUGAAACUAUCGAAGAUAGAUUCUACAUAUACCUGGAGUAUGUUCAUCCUGGUUCAAUCCAUAAGUAUGUUCAUCAACAUUGCGGAUCACUGACAGAAUCAGUCAUUCGUAACUUCACACGUCAUAUUCUCAAGGGUCUUGCUUUCUUACAUAGCCAAAAGAUUAUGCAUAGGGAUAUCAAAGGGGCAAAUUUGUUGGUUGAUAUUCAUGGUGUAGUGAAAUUGGCCGACUUCGGAAUGGCAAAGCAUUUGAGUACUGCAGCUCCUAAUCUUUCAUUGAAGGGCACACCAUACUGGAUGGCUCCUGAGGUUGUUCGGGCUACACUUGAUAAAAGUGCAGGUUAUGAUCUUGCUGUUGAUAUUUGGAGCCUUGGUUGCACAAUCAUUGAGAUGUUUACAGGAAAGCCACCUUGGAGUGGUCUUGAAGGGCCUGCUGCAAUGUUUAAGGUGCUGCGCACGGACCCACCAAUUCCGGAUAAUCUGUCCCCUGAAGGGAAGGAUUUUUUGAGAUGCUGCUUCAAGAGAAACCCUACUGAGCGACCAACAGCAAGCAAGUUGCUUGAACACCCAUUUAUCCAAACUUCAAACCACUACAGCCCGCAUAGUGCUCCACAUUCAUUUUCGGGAAUUAAAUCUCCACUUGUUGGUGUCAGGAUACUGUGCAUAGCGGUGCAAGAGAUAAAGUGCCCUGGAAAAGUGAUUCAUGUAUGA
This is a messenger RNA of Miscanthus lutarioriparius, 2037 nucleotides long. The record is from the annotation of a GenBank genome assembly. NCBI's taxonomy places the organism in Eukaryota, Viridiplantae, Streptophyta, Magnoliopsida, Poales, Poaceae.